UAAACCAGGCCUUGAAAUUUCCACUCGCCUGCUCGGCAAUGGCGAGUGGAAAUUAUGAUGGGGGCGAGUGUGUUCCCCAGGGCCUUCUUGAUGAGCAGGCUCGGAGCUCAGGCCGGAUCUGUCAUUGGCACUGGGAGCCGUCAGACUGCUCAAUAGCUGAGCGCAGUGAAAGCAAAGCAAGGAAUGUGUGCUGUGCUCGCUGCCUCCUCCUAGAGUGCAGUACCCGGCUCUGUGAGUGAACAACAAAGUACUGCUACUUUUUAUAGGGUGUGUGUGUGUGUACAUGUGUGUCUGUGUAUGCAUGUACUGUACAUGUGUCUGUGUGUAUGUACAUGUGUCUGCAUGUAUGUACAUGUGUGUGUGUGCAUGUAAAUGUGUGUUGGUGUGUAUGUACAUACAUGUGUCUGUGUGUACAU
Molecule: messenger RNA, 416 nt
Organism: Staurois parvus
Lineage: Eukaryota; Metazoa; Chordata; Amphibia; Anura; Ranidae
Source: the annotation of a GenBank genome assembly